Molecule: messenger RNA, 1463 nt
Organism: Liolophura sinensis
Lineage: Eukaryota; Metazoa; Mollusca; Polyplacophora; Chitonida; Chitonidae
Exons: 4
Coding region: 47-610 (187 amino acids)
Source: RefSeq, a predicted model, not a curated record
AUCUGACUUGGCUGAGGUGAGGAUCGAGUACUUUCGGUUUGCAAAAAUGUCCCUAAAACUUUAUUUUCUCGUCUCAGUUUUAUGCCUUAUUGGCACUCAGGCUGCGAGAGUUGUCCAGCUGAUGGAAAAGAAGAGGGUCGACCAAAUGGCAAUCGACUGGGUGGAGAUACAAGAAGCGAUUCCAAUCCAGUCAGAGUCUACUAGUGGAACAGGCUGCAAGUGUAUAAGCAAUCAGUGCGGUUGCUGUGCCCACCUGAGUGUGCCCGUAGUGAAGCUGGAUGAUACAGGCUGUGUCAACGUGACUUACCUGCCCAGUCCACAAUACGGAAUUUCUUUCACCUUUUCUCUGGAUGGAACAAUUAUUUUUAAAUACACAGUGUCAGCACAAAAUCCUCCUCCAGUGUGCUUUGGAAUUCCCAAGCUGACCAAGUUGGCUGGCAUUUGUCUGCGCUUCUACAACGUAACUUUCACCAAGUCCUCUUUGUCCGCUUGUAUCAGACUGGAGGUGAACCUGAAAGGACUUCUCGUUGACAAAUUUGAACUGGGCUGCUUUAAAAUUCCACCAAGUCAGAAGUUACUUCUCCGCUCAGUGCAGAAGCCGUAUGAGUAGGUUUUUUGCCUUUCACAAUUUGUUAUGAUUAAAAAUUUUGAUGCUGUUAAAUACCACACAAAUGUGGUAAAGAAUAUUACGACCUUUGUUAAGAUUUCAUUGUCAUUCUUUUUUUCCUGCAGAAUGAGUAGGGUAACACAUGUGGUCCUGUCUGUGUUUUGACCUGGUUAGCAUGUAGUCCAGGGAUAUCUAUAUUUUGACACAUUUAGUCCAAGGAUAUGAAUAUUUUGACACAUAUAUUUAUCUCAAGCAUAAUAAUUAAACUUAGCACUUUGUUUCUGUGCUAACAGUAGAAAAGGCCCAUAACUCUGUAUAUUAGAACCUGAAAAAUACAUUUUUAUACACCUCCUAAAUUCCCCAGAUCUCUUGAAAUCCGUACCUAUGGUCGGUGAUAAUACUUGAAAUGGUAAGAGACUUUAAUGGUAAGUAAAAGUUAAUGCACAGGAAAAGAUACAGACAGAUCAACAUACAUGACCUUGACAUUAUGUGUUGAACUUAGGUUUAUUUUGUAAUUUUGAUAAAGAAUGGCGUACACUAAAUCAAGUUACAUUAAAAUAUUUUUGUGGAGAGUUCAAGGUGAGAAGGAAGUAAAAUCAGCGGCUGUACGUAUAAAUUUAUGAAAUGUUCAAAAUGAAACAUGUCUGUGUAUAUAGCAUUUUUAUGCAUGGCACUGGGAAAAGUUGAUAGGAAUGAAUAAUACUUGUGAUUCUGGAUGGAAUAGAAAAGUCAAGCUUUGAAAUAUCUCAAGUUCAUAGUUUUGUUUCACAUAUGUAGGCUGAUUCCCAGAACCUGCUCUGGGAGGCAUUUUGAAUAUAACAACUCCACAAUUACGUAAGGUUUGUCCUAUUUGAUU